AGAGGCUAUGGUAACCAAAAAAGUAACGUGUUGCGUUAACUGAUUUCAACAUUGUUGUCUAUCAUCGAAGACUGGAACAAUGUUUUUGAUCGUUGUCGUCAGUUUUUCUUUAAUUUCAGCCGUUGUUCAGACAGAGCCUGUCAUGGACUCCUGGUAUGUUGCUGCUGUGUAUGAGCACAACUUAAUCCUUAACCCUGAGCCUGAUGUCCCCCUGUCCCGCCCUGAAGCCCUGCAGCACAUGCAGAAAAACCUGGAUAUCUACGAGGAGCAGGCUGCCCAGGCUGCUCAGCAGGGUGCCCAGAUCCUGGUGUUUCCAGAAGAUGGUCUUCAUGGUUUUAACUUCAGCCGUUCUUCCAUCUCCGGCUACCUAGAAACCAUUCCUGACCCCCAGCAGGAGAGCUGGAAUCCCUGCACAGAGCCUGGCAAAUACAACAAUACUGAGGUUCUCCAGCAGCUGAGCUGUAUGGCCCGUCGUAACAACCUCUACCUGGUGGCCAACAUGGCUGACCUGCAGCCCUGCCCCCUGAAGACUGACCCCUCCUCCUCCUGUCCCUCUGAUGGACGCUGGCAGUUCAACACCAACGUGGUUUUCAGGUCAGAUGGUCUGCUGGUGGCUCGCUACCAUAAACACAACCUCUACUUUGAGCAGUCCUUUGACACGCCGCCGCAACCUGAGAUCAUAACGUUUGAUACACCUUUUGCUGGAAGGUUUGGCCUCAUGAUCUGCUUUGACAUCCUGUUCCACAAGCCCACAAUUGCCCUCGUGGAGAAGGGUGUGCGUCAGCUGAUCUUCCCCACAGCCUGGAUGAACCUGCUCCCCUUACUUGAUUCAGUCCAGUUCCAGCAGGCAUUCAGCUUAGGUGCCAAUGUCACCCUACUAGCGGCCAACCUUCGUAAAGACCAAUAUAACAUGAGAGGAAGUGGUAUCUACACCCCUUUUUCUGCCACCUACCACCACGCCCAGAAAGGAGACCCAGAGGAGGGCAGGCUGCUGGUGGCCAGGGUGCCAGUCUUAGACCCACUGUGGGUGGGGCAGAGUGUAACCACAGAGGAGGGGUUAGUUAGGAGUGAGUCCACAUCAUCUACAGCUACAGACUCUGGAGUCUGUCACCAAGAGAGCUGUUCUGAUUCUCCCCCUCCUGAAACUGCUUCAUUAGUUCCUCCCUCCUCUGCCACCUUCAUCUCAUCCAUAGAUCACGACCCAUUUACAUUUGUCCUCUUAAACGAGACAGAGGGCAAAGUGAAUGUGUGUAAUGGCACCUUUUGCUGUCACCUGCAGUACCGGCGGUUACCACAGGGUGACAGUAAAGAGCUCUACGCAUUGGGGGCAUUUGCUGGAACACACACUAUGGAUGGGCGCUAUGCCCUGCAGGUGUGUGCACUAGUCCGCUGUGCAGGGUUGGAUGCCAGUUCCUGUGGACAGGAAGUGGAAGAGGCUGAGUCUAAAAUGGACUUCCUGUUGGAGGGGAAGUUUGGGAGCAGAUAUGUGUACCCAUCAGUUUUGGCUAGCAAGAUGGUCCUGGAGCAGCCAGAACAUCUGGAAACAGCUGCAGAUGGCAGAGUGACCAUGAAACACUCAAACAUGACUGGUGGCCUGGUCACUGCCUGUCUGUACGGACGAAUGUAUCACCUGGACAAUGAAUGAACUGCUUUGAAAUAGAUAGGUUUGUCAGGAGAAGAUUUUUUUAAAUACAUUUAAAAAGCUGUUCUGGAGCCAUAUUAAAAUGAGCUAGCCUGCCUCUUAACAUUAUAAAGCCCCGACUUUCAAGAAUUUGUCUUCUUUCAUACACAAACUGCAAUUAAUCAAAAACAAAUCUCUUUAUUCGUUCAUUACUUAAUCCGUACAAACAUUGAACCAGUAGCGUACAUCCUCUGCCUGAAAGUAGCUUGUUCCUUAAAAGGCAAUAUUUAUUAAUCACACACACACACACACACACACACACACACACACACACACACACACACACACACACACACACACACACACACACACACACACACACACACACCCUUCCCCCUGUCUCCAGCAGUACACAGACAUUGAGUAGUUACAGCAUUGUAAGUUCAAAGUUGAGCCGCUCAUUCGGGUCAUCAAUCAAGUGACUGGACCAGUCAUACAGUAAAUGGAUCUUACAUCCACCUGUUGUCCUAAACAGCUCCCAAUGAUUCAGUCCACUUGGAAUAAAUUCAUAGGAUUCAAUAAUGACUUCCUCUCCAAGGAAUUUAAAAGUGGUUCAAUAACAAUGACACAGCAUUACCAAUGUGCGUGAGUGACAGCCAUCAGUGUCUGCCUUCAAAGCUCGAAGAACUCUGAAUAAAAACUCAAAAGUACAGUCGGGAAAGCGAUAAUCAAUCUCCUGGUCCCAUGUGAUUGUCCCUGUGUUUUUUCUUUAGACAAUCGUGCC
This is a messenger RNA of Sander lucioperca (pikeperch), 2405 nucleotides long. RefSeq names its product biotinidase-like. The transcript is spliced from 6 exons. The coding region runs from base 80 to 1645 and encodes 521 amino acids. Gene Ontology annotation, molecular function: hydrolase activity, acting on carbon-nitrogen (but not peptide) bonds, in linear amides. The record is from RefSeq and is a predicted model, not a curated record. NCBI's taxonomy places the organism in Eukaryota, Metazoa, Chordata, Actinopteri, Perciformes, Percidae.